Pelobates fuscus (common spadefoot toad) is the source of this 5723-nucleotide messenger RNA. It is a transcript of the gene INSRR, whose product is annotated as insulin receptor related receptor. Gene Ontology annotation, molecular function: ATP binding; insulin receptor activity; phosphatidylinositol 3-kinase binding. The record is from RefSeq and is a predicted model, not a curated record. The coding region runs from base 253 to 4308 and encodes 1351 amino acids. Gene Ontology annotation, biological process: multicellular organism development; cell surface receptor protein tyrosine kinase signaling pathway; positive regulation of kinase activity. Lineage: Eukaryota; Metazoa; Chordata; Amphibia; Anura; Pelobatidae. The transcript is spliced from 22 exons. Gene Ontology annotation, cellular component: plasma membrane; axon; insulin receptor complex.
UAUACUCUGCUAGCUAGCAAUGCUAUAACCUGGGACACUCUCCCCAGUACCUACCCUCACUCUAUCCAUUCUAUACUCUGCUAGCUAGCAAUGCUAUAACCUGGGACACUCUCCCCAGUACCUACCCUCACUCUGUAAAUGUGACACUAUGUGUCCUGGAGCCCCCAGCUGAGCCCAUGUGCAGUUUGUUAGUUUAAAGAGUGUAGCUUUGCUCUGUCUGCAGAUAUUGACUAACAGGAGAGUGCAGUGACCAUGGAAGGAGCGGGCACUCUGAUUGGCAUCGGUGGGCUAAAGCAAGUCCUGGUGAUCAUUUUGAUAUUUAUCAUACAGAGCGAGUCAGCUGACUUUUGCGGCAGUAUGGAUAUCCGAAAUGAUGUGUCCCAGUUUCAGAAGUUGGAAAAUUGCACCGUCAUCCAGGGUAACCUGCAAAUCCUACUCAUGUUCAGCACCAAACCCGAAGAUUUCCGUGGCCUCAGCUUCCCCCGGUUGACUAUGAUUACAGAGUACCUCCUCCUUUUCCGUGUCUAUGGCUUGGAAAGCCUGCGGGAACUUUUCCCUAACCUCUCCAUAAUCCGAGGAACAUCCCACUUCUUCCAUUAUUCAUUGGUGAUCUAUGAAAUGCCCCACUUAAGAGAUUUGGGUCUUCAUAGCCUUACCAAUAUUCUCCGAGGGGCAGUGCGCAUCGAGCGGAACCAAGAGCUCUGCUACAUCUUCACCAUAGACUGGGCUCUGCUUUCCGAUUCUGUGGAAAAUCAUUACAUAGUGGGAAACAAGGCGGUUGAAGAGUGUGCUGACGUCUGUCCUGGCAUUCUGGAUAAUGUAGAUUCCUGCGUAAGGACCCCGGUAAAUGGAGUAACCGAGCCGCGCUGCUGGACAUCCAUUAACUGUCAGAAAGUGUGUGACUGUGGAAAGAAUAUCGCCUGCACUAGCAGUGGCAGCUGCUGUCACGAGGAAUGCCUUGGGGGCUGCAACAAACCUGGUGACAGCCGAGCGUGUGUGGCCUGUCGCAACUUCUACUUUAACGACAACUGUUUGCCUUCCUGUCCACGCGGUACGUACGAGUAUGAGGGCUGGCGCUGCGUAAUGCCAGAGUACUGUGCCAGCCUGCGCAAGGUGUCUGAAAAUGCUCAGGAGACCUCCAAGUUUGUGAUCUACCGGAACCGCUGCCAGUCAGAGUGCCCGUCUGGGUACACCAGGAAUGAAAGCAGCAUCGUGUGCCAUAGAUGUGAAGGCCUGUGCCCGAAAGUUUGCAAAGUUGGGAUCAAAUCUAUUGACUCCAUCCAAUCCGCCAAGGAGCUGACUGGCUGUACUUGCAUCGAAGGCAGUCUGAUCUUCAAUAUCCGAAAAGGCAUAAAUUUGGCGUCCGAGUUACAGAAGAGCCUAGGCCUAAUCGAGACCAUCACUGGCUUCCUAAAAAUAAAGCAUUCCUUCGCCCUUGUGUCUCUGACAUUUUUCAAAAACCUGAAGCUUAUCCGUGGAGACUCCAUGGUAGAUGGAAAUUACACGUUGUACAUCCUGGAUAACCAGAAUCUACAGCAACUCUGGGAUCCAAAUCAUGAAAAUCUCUCCAUACCACAGGGAAAGUUAUACUUUGCGUUUAACCCCAAGCUCUGCCUCUCUGAGAUCUAUCACAUCGAGGAAAUAACUGGGGCGAAGGGGAGACAGAACAAGGCCGACAUCAACCCUCGCACCAACGGAGACCGAGCUUCAUGUCGGACCCAGUCUCUGCGGUUUAGUGGAAACACGACGGAAGCGGAUCGUAUCAUUCUGCGAUGGGAGCGCUACCAGCCUCCUGACUUCAGGGACUUGCUGAGCUUCAUCAUACAUUACAAAGAAUCACCAUUUCAGAACGUGACCGAGUACAUGGGACAGGAUGCCUGUGGCGCGAACAGCUGGAACGUUUUAGAUGUGGAGCUGCCUCUGAGCAAUGAUCAGGAGCCUGGUGCAGUCCUGACCAACCUUAAACCCUGGACGCAGUACGCCAUAUACGUGCGUGCCAUUACUCUCGCCACCACAGAAGAUGGACACAACUUUGGCGCACAGAGCGACGUUGUUUACAUCCGAACUAAACCAGCAGCCCCUACCGUCCCUCAGGAUGUGAUCAUCAUGUCAAACUCCUCAACCAAUCUGAUUGUUCGAUGGAAGCCACCAACACAGCGCAAUGGGAACAUCACCUACUACCUGGUUCUCUGGCAGCAGAUGGUGGAGGACCAAGAACUUUAUCUGAACGAUUAUUGCACGAAAGGUCUGAAACUUCCCACCAGCAGCGCUGACACCAGAUUCGAUAGUUACGAUAACGGUAACCAAGACGCCAACCAAGACUCAGAGGACAAAUGCUGCCCAUGCCAAAAAAAUGGGGGACAGCUCGUGGAUUUAGAUGAGGGGUCUUUCCAGAAGAAGUUUGAGAACUUUUUACGGAACACAAUUUUCAUCCCAAAGCCUCCCUGGAAAGUGACAUUAAUCAACAGGAACAUUCAGAGAUCCCCCCGGCAGAGGAGACAUGUCACCAGCUUGUUUGGAGACUAUCAAGGAAACUUCUCCUCCUUACUAGAAGGCACGGUCAGCCACACCGUUAACCACAGCAUCUGGGACUCCAAGCCUUACUCCUACAAGGACAAGAUCUUCCAAAACUGGAUGGUCAUCUCCAAUCUGAAACACUUCACCGAAUAUCGCAUCGACAUCCAUGCCUGUAACCACGCGGCAGACAUAGUUGGGUGCAGUGCUGCCACUUUUGUUUUUGCCAGGACCAUGCCUGAUCCACAAGCAGACAAUAUCGUUGGUAACAUCACAUGGGAUCUCAUGGGUAAAAGCUCCAUCCUGAUGAAAUGGGUUGAGCCUCAAAAUCCAAAUGGACUAAUCCUUAAAUAUGAGAUAAAAUAUAAACGGGAUCACGAGGAAGGACCCUCAACGGUUGUGUGCGUCUCCCGCCAACGAUUCCAAAAAUACAAUGGUGUCCAUCUGUCCUUACUACAACCUGGGAACUAUUCAGCUCGGAUCAGAGCUACAUCAUUAGCUGGGAAUGGCUCAUGGACCGAGCCCACAGUAUUUUUCAUACUUGGCCCUGAAGAGGAGCAAUCCGAGAACCUUUACCUGCUUCUCAAAGUGAUGCCAAUUGUCCUCCUACUUAUCAUCGCCUUGGUGGCUGUGUUUGUCUUCUUCUACAACAAGAAAGGUAAUGGCGAGGGAUACCCCCCUGGAACCCUAUAUGCCUCGGUUAACCCAGAGUACCUCAGCGCUACAGACAUGUACGUCGCUGACGAAUGGGAGUUCCCAAGAGAGAAAAUAACUAUAAUUAAGGAGCUUGGCCAAGGCUCCUUUGGAAUGGUGUACGAGGGAGUUGCGAAGGACAUUGUAAAGGACGAGCCCGUGACAAAGGUGGCAUUGAAGACUGUAAAUGAGCUGGCCAGCACCAGGGAAAGGAUAGAGUUCCUAAAUGAAGCCUCGGUUAUGAAAGCCUUCUUAUGCCACCAUGUGGUCCGUCUCCUGGGGGUAGUCUCACAAGGACAGCCAGCGUUGGUGAUCAUGGAACUAAUGACCAGAGGAGACCUAAAGAGCUACCUGCGUUCUCUGAGACCAGAAGACGAGAAUAAUUCGAGAGUAUCUCAGCCAUCCUUAAAGCGGAUGAUACAGAUGACUGGAGAAAUAGCCGAUGGCAUGGCGUAUCUAAAUGCAAAGAAAUUUGUGCACCGAGAUUUGGCUGCCCGGAACUGCAUGGUGUCAGAGGAUCUUACCGUUAAGAUUGGAGAUUUCGGAAUGACCAGAGACAUUUAUGAGACGGAUUACUACAGGAAAGGUGGAAAGUCGCUUCUUCCAGUACGAUGGAUGUCUCCUGAAUCCCUGAAAGAUGGAAUCUUCACCCUACAUUCUGAUGUCUGGUCAUUUGGCGUUGUACUGUGGGAAAUCGCAACAUUGGCCGAGCAGCCAUAUCAGGGCUUGGCUAACGAGCAGGUUCUUCACUUUGUGAUUGACAAUGGAACCUUGGAGAAGCCAGACAAUUGUCCUGACAGACUACAUGAGCUGAUGACCUGGUGUUGGCAGAAGAAUCCCAAGCAACGCCCAACUUUCAUCCAGAUUUUGGAGAGUAUAAAAAAUGAACUACAUCCCACGUUCAGGAAGGUGUCUUUCUUUUACCAAGGGGAUCACAAACGGAGGGAGUCUGAGGCAUCUGACACAGAAGUAGACCAGUCCCAGAAAACACUUCUCGAUCAGACUCCACCUGCUCCACCGUUCAACAAUUUUUCUUCUUUGUGCACAGUGCAGAAGAUUGACCUUUUAAAUGCCAUAUAUGGCAAAAUGGAUCUUAAGUAAGAAAAUUAGCGUCUGCACAAAACUGAAACUAGUGGAUUUUUAUAGUCUGUGAACAGAUCCCAACUUCUGGGCAAAGAAUGCAGAACGCAGACAUUCUAUAUGUGAAUUAUCACGCCUUACGUCUAACAAGCAACCCCGCUCUCAUCUGAUGAUCCUGAUUUAGACUGCCCAACGGGGCUGCAACUGUGAAAUGUUAUAACUCUAUCUGCAGGAACAACCAUAUUUCAUUAACAACUUAUGUGGUCUGUUCUUCUGUAAAUGAAGAUGUGUGUUUUUAACGUGCGUAUCUCAGGUGUACUAAAAGAUUGCGAUUUGUUUGUAGGACAUUUUAAUAUUGGCAUGAUGUGUGGUAAAAGCCAAACUAAUCCAGUUGGGCUACUUUGUGAGGGGCCUCCUGCCCCCCAGUCAGUCAUUCUCCUUUUAACUUAUAUUUAGACAUUUUUAUAAUAUGGGGCCAACGGCCCAGAGCUUAGAAACACUUUUGCCAUUUUAACAGCAGUCACCAUAGCACAAUGUGUACAGGCGUUUCCUGAUUAUAAGAUCACACUGAUUCGAAAUCUCUGAUUUCAGAGCUAGAACAGUGAACAUCGCGUUGACUUGAAAGCUGCUGGUCACAAGAGAAAUACUUUAAUUUCUUGCUAAAAAGUCUGAUCUUACCAGAUCAUAUUAUGUUUGUAACACGUAGAACAUGCUAAUGUAGGAAUUCUCACACGCUGCACUUGUUUCAUAUACAGUUUGAAAAAGGUUUUUACUUAUUUUAUGUUGUGUAGAAUUGUCUGCUGCAAGAUUUAAAGCUAAAGCACUUUACUGAGGCCAGCAGAGCUGCCAGUCUGAGGGGUGGUGAAUGUUUGUCAUUCAAAUUGCCUGUAGAUGUGGGCUGCUCAGUAGCUCACAGUUGCAGUGGAACUACAAGCCCCAUGAUGCUCCGAGCAUACUAGUAGCUUGGACGUGCAGACUGCUGGAGAGUUAGAUGUUGGCCACCACUAAUCUAUGGAAUAUUAACGAAUUGAACUUGCAGCCCAAUCUGCAAAUCUAAAGGGCAUUUAUAAAACUUGUUUUCCCAGAAUUGUCUGGCUUGCCAUGGACAAGGUCAUAUUCUAACCUCUCUUUUUGAUGGUGCUUUUCAUUUUGGAAUGUGUAUUCAUUAUUGGACCUCAUUCACAUUGGAGUGGUAUGUAGUAGGAGAAGGACCUCUUUGUGGACUGUUUCAUGGUCCCUUCUGAAUCCACUGUACAGCUCUCCGUUGGUAAAAACUCCUUCCAAGCUGAUCAGACCGUGCCUAUCUGUGUACAGGACAGGAGCUAGGUGUACUGAUAAAUGUAUUCGACACGUAAGAUUAUCAUUUUGUUCACAAACAUUCAUUAAAGCCAGUGGUAACUUAAAUGUUCAAUUAAAUUUCCAAAUGAGAUUUUAAA